AUUUAUUCAUCAAUCGAUUCAUCUCAUCGGACAUUGAUCGUCGGCGAUGUUCAUGGUUGUAUCGAUGAAUUAAACGAAUUAAUUAGUAAAGCAUUACCAAAUUAUGAUCAGUCAACUGAUAUGAUUUUAUUUGUUGGGGAUUUGGUUGGGAAAGGACCAUCUUCACUGGAAGUUGUCGACAGAGUUCGUCAAUUAGGUGGACAUUCAGUAUUGGGUAAUCAUGAUCAAUAUUUACUUAAAUGUGCAGAACAACAAGGAAGAUUAGAUGAAUUAAAAAAAUUAAAACCAGAUAAUCCAAUUGAUUAUUCGUAUUUAGCAUGUUUACCUGCUUUUAAAGAACCUAGUUUAUCUGAUUCUGAACAUCAUGCAUUAGCUUCAGAAGCAUCUUUAGAUCAAUUGGAAUUUCUCUCGACAUUACCACUAACAAUAACAAUACCAUUUUAUGACAUAGUUAUUGUUCAUGCUGGACUACGACCACAAAUAUCAUCUUUAAAUGAUCAAAAUCCAUUUGAUUUAUUGAAGAUGCGUGAUAUUUUAGACGAUGGUAGUACGAGUGAAAAACGUGGAGUAGGACAACCAUGGGCAUCGAAAUGGUCAGGAAAAGAAUUUGUUGUAUUUGGUCAUGAUGCUGCUAGAAAUUUGCAAGUAUUUGAUCACGCAUUAGGUUUAGAUACUGCUUGUUGUUAUGGUAAAGAACUCACUGGGUAUCUUUUACCAGAUAAAAAAAUUAUUUCAGUUAAAGCAAAACGAAUUUAUUCAAAGCCAGAGAACUGA
Messenger RNA from Didymodactylos carnosus, 774 nucleotides. Lineage: Eukaryota; Metazoa; Rotifera; Eurotatoria; Philodinida; Philodinidae. The record is from the annotation of a GenBank genome assembly.